AUGGCGAGACAAAGCAUUGAAGAAGAGCAAAUUGAAAGUGAAGUGCACACUGUUCCACUUAAAGUUUUUGGAUAUCGAUCAUGUCAUUCAGGUGAAAGACAGAAAAUAUUAGAGGAAGCGUUCGAGUACCUAAAUGAGUACAAUAGGCCAGUCUAUGUGCAGUUGGAAAAAGAACCAGACAAUUUACAUGAUCCAAAUGCAAUUGCAACUUAUGUGAAAACUGUUGAUGCAUUCCACAAGUUUGGUUAUAUUGCAAGCAGGGACACUGGGGGGGGGGGGCAGGAGGGGCAGCUGCCCCUCUUGCCUUUUGUUAGUAGGGGCAAGGGGGGCAGAAGUGCCCUUUAAGUUAUAAAAUACUACACCUGAUAAAUCACGUUUCCAGUGAUGCUUUUUGCAUGGGCAAAAUCAUGAGGUGUGAUCUUGAAUAUGACCUGAUUAAGUGUGUUUGCUUUCAUUGGCAAGUCAACACAUAAUUGUAGGUUUAUAUCUUCACCGAGGUUUACAGAGGUGCCCUUUGGUGUGUGUUUGCCCCCCUUGCCUUUUUAUCGUUCCGGCGUCCCUGAUUGCAAGUGAACUGACACAGUAUAUUAGCCCCCAUAUGAACGGCCCUAGCUUUGAUGUGUCUAUAAAAUACAUCAAACUACAUACAACUUUUAUGCGAAUUGGAUUUUAUCACACAAUUAACAUAUCCAAAAAAGGUUCAUGGCAUCCUAAUGUGGUCAAAGCUAGCCAGUCUGCUAUGUAAAUGCAUAAAAUAUACUGAAUAGAACUGGUUUGAUCAGGUCAUCUUAUUAAAAAAUCAACAUUUGUAAAGUAAAUUAACUUGUCUGUUUUUAACGUGUUUAUAAAUAUGAAUGACUAUAUUCAUUGUUAUUUGUUAUUUACAAAUAUGUGCAUAAGGUUAUGUACUGUGUGUACUGUGCACAGAACUGCCCACUUUCUGUAAGAUGUCCGCUGACCACUUUCCUCCGCAGAGGCUUUGUAGUUUGUUUUCUUUCUAUGAGAAUGAGUUUGUUUUCUUUCUUUCUAUAAGUUUGACUUGCGGGCAGUAGCGGGCUAGGUAGAGAAGUGGGCACACGGGGGGAGCAAGCGCGGGGUUAAAAGGGGGCAUCAUGGACAUUUGGAGCCGCUACUGCUCGCAAGUCAAACUUAUAUAGAAAGAAAACAAACUACAAAGCCUCUGCGGAGGAGAGUGUUCGCUGGCAAUAUGAGCCCGCAUGAGUGGGAGAAAUUUUUCUAAAUUUGACCAAUAUUCUCACAUAUGUUUAGGCACUGGUGGCAAAGCCACUCAGGUGUGCCAUCUUCUCAUCUCUCAAAGCGCCAUGACAUACCAUAAAGCAAGUUCUUGCCCUCUUGCAAUGUUUUCAUGGCAUUUAAACUUUUUUCCAGAAAAUCUGCCUGCACAAAUUGGUAUAAAGCCAUGCAUGCCUCCAAGCUCAAUACAAAAAGCUUUUAUAAAUAGUUCAAUAAUUGUUCCUUUAAUCUUUGGGACAUGCUACACUUUUGAAGGCUGUGAUGAGAUUUUGGACAAUAUCACCAAGAGUACCUGGGUUAUUUCCUGCUGAGCCCUUACAUGGUGACUCUUUGAAAAUUGGUGAGAGAUUAUCACUAAAAUUGAACACAGCAGCAGGACUUGAUGGCACAGGAAUAGCUGAGCCAACAGAAUCAUGUAUACAUAGUCAAUUUCAAAAUCUUUUUCUGCAUCACUCAAUGUACCACAUUCUUCGCCAAGGUUUUUAG
This is a messenger RNA of Paramuricea clavata, 1740 nucleotides long. NCBI's taxonomy places the organism in Eukaryota, Metazoa, Cnidaria, Anthozoa, Malacalcyonacea, Plexauridae. The record is from the annotation of a GenBank genome assembly.